Molecule: messenger RNA, 1683 nt
Organism: Arvicanthis niloticus (Nile rat)
Lineage: Eukaryota; Metazoa; Chordata; Mammalia; Rodentia; Muridae
Source: RefSeq, a predicted model, not a curated record
CGAGACUCUUCCCUGUUGCUGCCGGACGCUUCUCUCAGGAAAUAUUUCUUGGAAGAUGGCCACUAUGCAGUUGCGGAGGACAGAUUCCAUGAGUGCAUUGGUAUUUCCCAAUAAGAUAUCAACUGAACAUCAGUCUUUAAUGUUUGUGAAGAGACUUCUAGCUGUUUCAGUAUCCUGCAUCACCUAUUUGAGAGGGAUAUUUCCAGAACGUGCUUAUGGGACAAGAUAUCUGGAUGAUCUCUGUGUCAAAAUUCUGAAAGAAGAUAAAAACUGUCCAGGUUCUUCACAGCUAGUGAAGUGGAUGCUAGGAUGCUAUGAUGCUUUACAGAAAAAAUAUCUAAGGAUGAUCGUUCUAGCUGUAUACACCAAUCCAGAAGAUCCUCAGACAAUUUCAGAAUGUUACCAGUUUAAAUUCAAGUACACCAAAAAUGGACCAAUCAUGGACUUUAUAAGCAAAAAUCAAAACAAUAAAUCUAGUACAACAUCUGCUGACACCAAGAAAGCAAGUAUUCUCCUCAUUCGGAAGAUUUAUGUCCUAAUGCAAAAUCUAGGACCAUUACCUAAUGAUGUUUGUCUGACCAUGAAACUUUUUUACUAUGAUGAAGUCACACCCCCAGGUUACCAACCACCAGGUUUUAAGGAUGGUGAUUGUGAAGGAGUAAUAUUUGAUGGGGACCCUACAUACUUAAAUGUGGGAGAAGUCCCAACACCUUUUCACACCUUCAGAUUAAAAGUGACCACUGAGAAGGAGCGAAUGGAAAAUAUUGAUUCAGCCAUACUAACACCAAAACAAUCAAAAAUACCAUUUCAAAAAAUUUUAAUGGACAAAGAUGAUGUAGAAGAUGAAAAUCAUAAUAGUUUUGACAUUAAAACUAAAAUGAACGAACAGAAUGAAAACUCUGGAGCUUCUGAAAUCAAAGAACCAAAUUUAGAUUGUAAGGAAGAAGAAAUUAUGCAAUUCAAAAAGAGCCAAAGUCCUUCAAUUUCUCAUUGUCAGGUUGAACAGUUAGUCAGUAAAACAUCUGAACUUGAUAUGUCUGAAAGCAAAACAAGAAGUGGAAAAGUCUUUCAGAGUAAAAUGGUAAAUGGAAAUCAACAAGGACAAACUUCUAAAGAAAACCGGAAGAGAAGUCUUCAUCAAUCUGGGAAAACAAUAAAUGUACCUAAGUGCAGUUGACAAACAAGAUGCCCUGGACUUGGAGUUAAAGGGCCUUCACGUCUUGGACUCUAGUCAAGAGUCAGUGCUGAAGAAAAGGAGAGUCAGUGAACCGAAGGAACAUACCUAAAAAUUAUUUCUUAUGCAGAUUUGCAGUUCUCAACAUUUAAACUAACAUGCUGUAUUAGUUGAAGGUGUGCCUUCUGUACUUCUGAAAAUUAUUUUGUAGUUCACAGUUGUUAAACUAAUCGAACUUUUAGCUAUUAUAUUGUGUUUACCUGAGAUGAGUCCAAAGGAACUUUUGACUAAACGCAAAUACAAAUGUCAUUGAUUCUGCUCAUAUCCACUGAAUACAACCUGCCUUCCAUUUUAAAGAAAGCUUUUAAAAAUGUGUUAAGUUUUAAGGCCCUCUAAAACUAUUUCUGAACUGUUUAUUCUGCCAUUAAAAUUUUGUAAGGAUUCACUUUUUACUUAUGUUAAAACUGUACCAUUUAAUUGGUGCUAUUAAAAUAAUGUUUGCUAUCUUG